Messenger RNA from Trypanosoma cruzi, 1377 nucleotides. Its product is annotated as amino acid transporter, putative. Gene Ontology annotation, molecular function: amino acid transmembrane transporter activity. The coding region runs from base 1 to 1377 and encodes 458 amino acids. The transcript has a single exon. Lineage: Eukaryota; Euglenozoa; Kinetoplastea; Trypanosomatida; Trypanosomatidae. The record is from RefSeq and is a predicted model, not a curated record. Gene Ontology annotation, biological process: amino acid transmembrane transport.
AUGGAGGGUUUACCCCAAAUCUCACGCGAGGGAGAGCAGAGUUCGGACUCCGCGUAUGUUGUUUCUAUCGAGAGAAAAAAGGAGAGGGCAUCUGCUGUUAACGGCGCUUUAUCACCCCAGCAAGAGUGUGGAAAAAGCAUUGCCGGCUGCUUGGCGCUGCUGCUUGGCGCAGUGAUACCGCAUGGUGGACUUCUUUCCAACAGUUUUAGUCUUGCCUCGGCUUCACUAGGCGCUGGUGUCAUAACGUUGCCGUGGGCUUUUCACGCCUGUGGAAUUUUGAUGGGCACUCUUUAUCUUAUUUUAAUGACGGUAUUCACGGUGUACACUAUUACAAUUUUGGGCUAUGUGAUGGAGAAAACGGGUUAUCGGGCCUUUGAACAAAUGUCAAGAGGCACAUUGGGGAAGGGUGCCGAUUAUCUUAUGGCCGCUGUCAUGGGUACGAGUUGCUUUGGUGCGGCAGUUGCAUACGUCAUUGCGGUGGGGAGCUUAAUUACUCCAAUUGCACAACACUCUACAGCAACGCCGGAGUUUUUUAAGCUUAAAAAAGGUAUACGACUGCUGGUAUGUCUAGUUUGGCUUUUGGGGAUGCUUCCGCUGGUGAUACCGAAAGAAGUGAACACAUUGCGAUACUUUUCUGCGGUUGGAGUUGGUUUUGUGGUGUAUUUUGUCAUUCUCGUCGUGAUUCAUGCCUGCCAAAAUGGGCUUCCAAAGCGAUCGGAGGUUCAAAUUGUUUCGACGGGAAAUAUUGGCAUGGAGGGACUUGGUACUUUCGUCUUUGCGUACUUGUGUCAUGCUGUCGCAUUUCAGGUGUAUUUUGAAAUGAAGGCUCGUAGUACAACGCAACUACUCCUCAGUGCAACUCUCAGUAUGACGGUCUGCUCUGUCUUGUAUUGGCUGGUUGGUGUCUUUGGCUACAUGGAAUUUGGCAGGGAAGUUAAGGAGUCCGUGCUGUACAUGUUUGACCCUGUUGGUGAGCCUCUGAUGAUGGUGGCGUAUGUGGGACUAAUCAUCAAGUUGUGUGUGUCUUAUGCGUUGAACAUGAUUCCGUGCCGAAAUACACUGUACUACAUCAUUGGAUGGGAUAUUAAUAACAUAUCGUACUGGAAGCACAUCGCAUGCGUAACUCUUGUCUCCACUAUUGUUCUUGUUGCUGGUUUAUUUGUUCCACGAAUUAGCACCGCAUUUGACCUCGCGGGUGCGCUUUGUGGCGGAUUCAUAGGCUUUAUUUACCCAGCGUUGAUUUAUAUGUAUUCUGGUGGAUGGACUUUGAAGAGGGUCGGUUGGUUCCAAUACAUCAUGACGUACACAUCCUUGUUUGUGGGUGUGAUAUGUGUUGUAUUUGGCACAGGGGCAACGAUUUAUUCCAACUUUGGCUGA